AGGGCUCAAGAACACGGUGGCGAGAUUCCCCGAAUAUCCGGCUACCCCUGAAGAGCCAGCUGCCAUAUCAUUUGCAGGUGUUACAAGUUCAGCAGCCGCACGAGCCCGCGAGGGACACUUAUCACCCUCGUCCACAUCCAAGACGACCCAGUCAGUGUUGUCUGAGAAUUCCAAGGCUUCCGGAAGCAAGGGAGGACCGAUUAUACCGUUCUUCAAUUACCAUAAUUUUCUAAUGCCGCCCUUAAACCACUGGAUAACACAUCCAUUGAUAUCUAACAACAUGAGACCACUGUUAACUCACCGGCAGGUUGCUACACUACAGGCCAACUCAACAACACUGCUACCCUGUCAAGCCACGCCUUCUUUUGGCACUUCCAGUCGUCGGCCGCCUCGGAGGAAGUUGAAACGCGAGGUGUGUUCACAGUGCAACAAGCAAUUUGAGAGUCGCUGUAAGUUAAAGGAGCACAUGUUUUCACACACAGGUGAGCGGCCUUACCAGUGUGAGGUGUGCGGCAUGCGUUUCGCUCGCAAGUUCUGCCACAAGCGCCAUCUCAAUGUGCAUACUGAAGAGAAACCGCAUUUGUGUCAUAUGUGUGGUCGAGGCUUCCGUGCAGAAUACGACAUGAAGAUGCACGUAAUGGGGAAGGUGUGCCUAAAGAAACUCCCGAAGCGAGAUGGGCCCUCUCCAGCAAAACACAGUGUGCCAUGACAACACCCACGACUUCUUCAGAGCUCGCCGGCAAUCUUCCACAAAGCAGCCAUCCAUCACCUGGCAAGUCACUGAAGCGAAAUGGUUUAUGUAUGAAGUGAUUCUGUGAUCAUGAAGCUUUACAACAAUAUUAUUAAAGCAUUUCAUUGAAUAAAAAAACAUUUGUACUGCUCUAAGUAUUUGGGUAACUGUUGUAAAUCUACAUUUGUGCAGCCAAAUUGUUCAAAUCAGUACACAAUUUACUUGAUAAAUAAAUUUUAUGUAAAAGAAAGGUAAUGUGACGGAAUCUUGAACAAAAUGACACUUGAUAAUUUCAAUGUUUAAUAUGGGGAAUUUAGGGAAACAAUAAAUGCAUCCUGUACAUGUACCCAUAACUGUAAUACUAAUACAGUGUAGCUAUUGCCCAUACGAUAUUGGUAUUUAUAAAAUUGAAAGAAGCAACUGAACACGACUCUUAUUUUACAUUAGUCCUUACUGCAUUCAAUCCAUGACCCUUACAAGUGCAAUAUUCACAAUAAAAAAUGAAAAUAUGUUCAUGAUAUUAAGAAUAUAGUCAAUUGUUAAAUUAGAUUAUACAAUACAUGUAACGUUACAGCAUGUCCGAGUUUGUGUUCUUUGCUAACUUCAAAGUAUUGUAGUGUGGCUAGAAUAACUAUAUUAUCUGGUAUUUGUUAAGAAUCCACACACCAAGAUAGAUUGAAAUCCAUAGUUUUUUGUUCCUGGAUGCAGGACAUUCAGGGACAGGUUAUCUGUCCCAUUUAUAUUGUCCUUGUGUAC
Molecule: messenger RNA, 1486 nt
Organism: Homarus americanus (American lobster)
Lineage: Eukaryota; Metazoa; Arthropoda; Malacostraca; Decapoda; Nephropidae
Product: zinc finger protein 250-like
Biological process (GO): regulation of DNA-templated transcription
Molecular function (GO): RNA polymerase II cis-regulatory region sequence-specific DNA binding; DNA-binding transcription factor activity, RNA polymerase II-specific
Source: RefSeq, a predicted model, not a curated record